UGCACAUUCCCUCCUCUCACAGCAUCCUCUAAGACGAAUAAAAAAGAACAAAUUAUGGAGAACACACAGGCAGCGCAGUCUGCUAAGGCCGAUGAGGAGCACGCCCGCCGCGUCAGGCGCGCGAACCUGCGCAAGUUGAACACGGAGCGGGCGGGGCAAGAGCCCUCGAAGGCGCUCGACUCGUCGCUGAAGCGGCACACCGCGCUAAUCAAGCGCAUCCGCCAGUCCGUCGGCGCGGACAACCGCGAGCAGAUCCUGAAAGACAUCGACGCGCUCUCGCUGGAGAAGUACGUCGAGGAGAUCGUCGGCGCAGUGGUCGAGGGGACCGCGCGGUGCAAGACGGAGAAGGACGUUUGGAGUGCCGUGGAGGUGAUAUCCGCCCUGCACCGCCGCUUCCCGAAGACCUUCACCCCCUCGCUGAUCGAGCUCCUCGCGCAGGCGCUGACGCCGCCCAACCGCGCCGCCCUCGCCUCCCUCCCCGUCGAGCAGCGCGAGAAGGAGGACGCCACGCGCGUCGCGCGGCAGCGCCCCGUGCUGCGCGUGUGCGCCGAGCUUGCAUUGGUCGGGAUCAUCAGGGACGCGCCCGGGCGCAGCGGCGCGGAGUGGGUGAUGAAGACGCUCAAGGAGCUGCUGAGCAACGACCCGACGCUCUCCUCCCUCCCGCUGCUCUCGACGUUCCUUAAGUCCUACUCGCGCCCGUACCUCGGCAUCGUCGCGCCGGCGGCCCACGCGAAGCAGAUCUCGGCGGCAUCCGAGCCCGGGACGCUCUCCGGACAGGCGCAGAACGGGUCUGGUGCGGGUAUGGAGACGGGGGCGGUGGACGAGGACGAGGAGCUCGUGGAGAAGGACAUCCGGGACCGCUUCAAGCGGAUGUGCGAGAUGUACUUCGAGACCGUCGCAAAGAAGCUCGUGAUCGAGCACAAGCGGCUGCAAGAGCAGGAUCGCAAGAACCACGAGGCGUACAUCCGCUCAGGGGAGAUAUUCGAGGACCGCCAGCAGGCGUACGAGAAGAUGACGAAGAGCUACGAGAAGCUGCUCGCGAGCUGCCAGACCCUGUCCGAGCUCUUGUACAUGCCCAUGCCGGAGCUACCCACCGUCGCGCACAAGUCCGAGUCGAUCCUCAUCGGCGCGGGCACGAACGGGCUCGGCGCGGACGACGACGAAGGCCUGAUUACUGCGGGCGGGAAGUGGGAGGACGAGGAGGAGCGCCAGUUCUUUGAGGAUAUUCUUGAUUUGAAGGAUAUGGUGCCAAGGAGCGUGCUGGGAAUCGAGGAGGAGAAGGAGGCGGGGGAGGACGAGGAGGAAAGGAGGAGAGAGCGGGAGCGGGAGGAGGAGGAGGUCAGGAGGCUGGAGCGCGAGAUUGAGGGCUUGGGGAGCGGGGAGGGGGUUAAUGGGGUAGCGCAGGAGGAUGCGGGGGAUAUUGAUGCGGAGGAUGAGGGAGAUGACGAUGCGCCGACACCGGUUCCCGGAUCGCCGCGGGCGGGUGCAGCCACCCCUCUCCCGGACGGCACGGAGGCCCAGGGUCCGUCCCAGCUGCUCACUGCGCUUCUCGCUCGUCUCCCGGAUUGCACCAAUCGUGCAUUGAUCGAUCAAGCUGCAGUUGAUUUUGCCUUCCUCAAUUCUAAAGCGGCGAGGAAGAGGCUUGUGAAGUUCCUGUCGCAGGUACCGAAGAAUCGGACGGAACUGUUACCUCAUUAUUCCAGGCUUGUAGCUACUCUGAACAGAUAUAUGCCUGAUGUUGGCACGGAACUUGUCGCGAUCCUGGACGAAGAGUUCCGUUAUUUGCAGAGGAAGAAGAAAGUUGUGAAGGAGUUGCACGACGUGAGGGUCAAGAACAUUACCUUCAUAUCCAACCUCACCAAGUUCCGCGUCGUCCCGACGCAUUUGAUUCUGCAUAUAUUCAAAGUGUGCCUGGACGACUUCUCGGGCACGAAUGUGGACAAUAUAGCCAUGUUGCUGGAGGGCUGUGGUAGGUUCCUGCUGAGGAGCGAUGAGACGAAGGAGAGGUUUGCAAAGAUGCUAGAGCUUAUGAAGAGGAAGCAGAGCCUGCAGCAUUUCGACCAGCGACAGCAGCUGAUGCUCGAGAAUGCUUAUUAUCAGUGCAAUCCCCCCGAGAGAGCUCCUCGUCAAGAAAAGGAGCGAACGCCCAUGGAGCUCUUCAUCCGGCAUCUCAUCUAUGACGUCCUAUCUAAGAAGUCUAUCGACAAGGUGUUGAAGCUCAUCCGCAAGCUAGACUGGGACGAUGCCGCUGUACGCCGCUCGCUGCACAAGGUCUUCACGAAGCCAUGGAAGAUCAAGUACAGCAAUAUCGGGCUGCUCGCGAUGUUGACGUACGACUUGCAGCGGUAUCAUCCCGAGUUCAGCGUGGCUGUUGUUGACCAGGUGCUCGAAGAUAUUCGCAGAGGCCUCGAACAGAACGUGUACAGCACCAACCAGAGGAGGGUGGCGACAAUGAGGUACCUUGGGGAGCUGUAUAUCUAUAGGUUGCUCAACUCUUCCAUUAUCUUUGAUACAUUCUGGUCCCUGGUUACCUUUGGCCAUCCCGAGGGUCGACCUUUACCCCGUCAGCCUUGUCCUCUGGACAUGCCGGACGAUUUCUUCCGCAUCCGUCUUGUCUGCACUUUGCUGGACACCUGCGGGAUGUGCUUUGACCGGGGGUCGCAGAAGAGGAAGUUGGACAAUUUCUUGACGUUCUUCCAGUAUUACAUGUUGUGCAAAGAGCCUCUGCCCAUGGACGUAGAGUUCAUGGUCUCAGAUUCCAUCGAGGCUGUUAGACCGGAGUUGAAGCUGUAUAGGAACGUGGAGCAGGCUGCCAUAGCGGUGGAUGAAAUGUUCAGUGCUGCUUUCCAGGAGGCAGGCUUGACCACCAGUGCCGGGGAUGAUAGUGGGGAAGAAAGCGGGGAUGAGGACGACCGGCCAGAACAACAGGAGGAUGACGGUGAUGAAGAACAGGGCAAUCCGGAUUCCCCUGUUGAUGACCGUGCCCCAUCACCGGAGACAGUCUUGGUCGGCUCGAUAUCCCAGGAGCACGUUGGGCCGACGGAAGACGAGGACGCGGAGUUUGCCAAAGAGCUCGCAAAGAUGCUGGUCGAAUCGUCGGCCGAGUCUAAGAAGGUCGAUCGCAGGACUGCGCAAGCUCUUUGGGAUUCGUCUAUCCUUCCCCCCGGUGCCAGGCGCAGGCGUGGUGACGAGGGCGAGGGCGAUGCGUCUGACCUCGACGACAAUGGCGUGAUGAAGUUCACUCUCGUGACGAAGAGGGGUAACAAGCCUCAGACGCGUUCCCUCGCCGUCCCGGCCGAGAGUGCUCUCGCCGUGCAGACGCGCACUGCCCAAAUGCAAGACAAAGUCGAGCAGCAACACCUCAAGCGCCUCGUCUUGGACUAUGAACAGCGUGAAGAAGCCGAGGAGCUCAAAGCGCUGGAAACUCGCACCCGCGGAGGGGCGAUCAAGAUACGGAUCGCUGGUUAA
Messenger RNA from Gloeophyllum trabeum ATCC 11539, 3468 nucleotides. Its product is annotated as ARM repeat-containing protein. The record is from RefSeq and is a predicted model, not a curated record. NCBI's taxonomy places the organism in Eukaryota, Fungi, Basidiomycota, Agaricomycetes, Gloeophyllales, Gloeophyllaceae. Gene Ontology annotation, molecular function: protein binding; RNA binding. Gene Ontology annotation, biological process: nuclear-transcribed mRNA catabolic process, nonsense-mediated decay. The transcript is spliced from 19 exons. The coding region runs from base 55 to 3468 and encodes 1137 amino acids. Gene Ontology annotation, cellular component: cytoplasm; exon-exon junction complex.